AUGAAGAACCCCAUGCUGGAGGCGGCGUCCCUCCUGCUGGAGAAGCUGCUCCUCAUCUCGAACUUCAGGCUCUUCAGUUUGGGCGCCCUGGGUGAAGACAAAGCCAGGAGCCGUUUCUAUGAGAUCAGCUCCUUCCUCCGCGGCGACGUGCUGGAGGUGCCCCGCACCAACUUCACCCACUACGGCAUCUACCUGGGUGACAACCGCGUCGCCCACCUCAUGCCCGACAUCCUGUUGGCCCUGACCAAGGACGAAGGGCGCACUCGACAGGUCGUCUCCAACAAGCGUCUCAUCCUGGGCGUCAUCGGCAAGGUGGCCAGCGUCCGCGUGGACACGGUGGAGGACUUCGCCUACGGAGCCGACAUCCUGGUCAACCACCUGGACAAGUCCCUCAGGAAGAAGGCGCUGCUCAACGAGGAAGUGGCGCUCCGGGCGGAGGCGCAGCUGGGCUUCACCCCCUACAGCCUGCUCUGGAACAACUGCGAGCAUUUCGUGACCAACUGCAGAUACGGCACCCGGCUCAGUCCCCAGGCUGACCAGUUUUGUGAAGUUGUGAAGAUAAUCAUUCGUUCCCAGAGAAGUGUCUUUCUUUCAGCCCUCUUGGGAUUGGCAUUCGUGAUUUGCAUGGGUCUGGCAUCAUACACUAUUCUUCCGGCCAUUUUUAUCCCAUUCAUCCUAUGGAUGGCUGGUUAG
Messenger RNA from Dipodomys ordii (Ord's kangaroo rat), 693 nucleotides. RefSeq names its product lecithin retinol acyltransferase (phosphatidylcholine--retinol O-acyltransferase) (gene Lrat). Gene Ontology annotation, biological process: retinol metabolic process. Bases 1 to 693 code for a protein of 230 amino acids. Gene Ontology annotation, molecular function: phosphatidylcholine-retinol O-acyltransferase activity. Lineage: Eukaryota; Metazoa; Chordata; Mammalia; Rodentia; Heteromyidae. The record is from RefSeq and is a predicted model, not a curated record. The transcript is spliced from 2 exons.